GAGAGCUCACUCCACAGCAGAGCUGAGCCUGAAGCAUGAAUUCGGGAGCAGCUGAAGAUUCCAGCGGGACCUGGGGUGAGAUUCCACCAGGGCUCCAGAUCAUCCAACAACCAGUGCCCCAACAACCCAUGAUAAUAUUUCAGCAGAUCCCUGGGAUCAUGUCUCCUCUUGCUCAGCCUAUAAGGUCUGGACACGUCCGGGAAGAUUUAAUAAAAUUAAUGAUGAUUCAAAAUGCCCAGAUGCACCAAGUCAUAAUGAACAACCUGACCAUGUCAGCGCUGACAUCUUUUGGACUCAGCCCAGCUCCACCCACUGCCCAGAUGAGCCUGCUCCCUUUGCAGAUCAAGGAGGAUGAAGCAGACCUGGUAUUCCACCACCACUAUCCUCCCUACCCUAGCAUCAGUCCCAUUCCACCAUGGCAGCUCCCAGCCCAGCCCCCGGCCCGGCCACAGAAACAUCCUUCUGUACGGCACCUCAGCCUGGACCAACACCCUGCCUCAGUGGGAAGAAAUCGCAAUGAGUUAGUGGUCCCUCCGCCUCCGCCACCCAGUGCCACUGGGACAGUGGGAGCUGAUAUCCCGCCUGCCUCAGAGUAUUAUGACUUCGCUGAGGGGAAGUUGUGAGCCUCUGAGACAUCCACCCAUCGCCGGCACUUCCAGUUUUGCCUAUCCCUUUGGACUUCUACCAGAUGCAACUGCAUCUGAGGCCUGGUGGAGCUCCUGAGAUUGGCCCUGGUGGACUGCUAUUACCCUCACUAACUGAAUUAAGUCUUGUGACACAUGGUCUCCUGUCAUUAACCUUGUCCUGACGGAGGGGACCAGACAGUCUGUCUGGAAUUUCUAUCAGCUGAACAAUUUACAAAAAAGGAUGACACUUCAUCAUCCAGUUGCUUCCAAGGUGUGGCCAUUUCUUUACACAACAACAGCUAUGAUCCCAGGCCUGAUACCAUUAGCUGCAAGUACAUGGGAAAAUGUCCUUCCCCUUAUGGAAUAGACUUGCUUGUUUGCCCUGGUGAUGGGUCAAUCAGAUCUCUAGUUCCUGGCUGUGGUGGUGGAGGACAGCAGGGUGUUUUCCAGCCCCAAGGGACAAUGCAGGUGUCCUGGACUGGAUCUCACAGUAAAAUCAGAGAUAUGAUAUCCAGGUGUCAGCUAUUUUUGGGUGCUGUUUGACUGUAUGUCCAUGGCCUUGCUGGCAUGGCUCUGGGGUAGGAAGGAAUGAGCUGGGUGGGCUAGACCUGGGUAUCCCCAUGUCCUCUGAAGGCCUCUCCAUGUAUUGCAUGCAGGUGAGCUGGACAAUAAAUGCCAGCCACAGAGGAAAGGACUAGGGUAAUAUCUGGCCAUGAGAAGGUCAACAGAAGGCAACACAAGGCCCAGAGUGUGGUAUCCUGAGGCUUGUAAUGUGGAAACAAUUCUUUAAUAUAUCCAGAAACAUAUCUACAGCUAUUUACAGUAGAGAGGUAAGAUUAUUACUGCUGUCCUUGCAAAUGUCUUGUGGCUGGCCUGCUUCUGUUCUGCCAUUCAGAAGCUCCCGGUGACCUCACCCAGGGUCUCAUGGGAUACCACACUCCUGGACAUUCUGUAUAUCCAGGAGGACUUACCUUAUGUCAUAUCUUCCCCUCUUACGAGAGCCUAACUAGACUAAUAAUAUUACAACAAUAACUAUCACAAACGCAAACAAAUAUCCCUCAACCAGCCUUUUGGCUAUUUCAGCACUCUUCCAUCUCUGCUGUGUUGCAGCCCCUCUGUCUCUGUUCUUGUCUACAAUUGAACAUUCAGUCUCCUGGUCACAUUCUGGGUUAACUUGUAAAUUUGUUUCAGCUGGUGUCUUGUUGCUGUUUCACUUGUAUCAUUCUCAUUGUUAGGUAUUUUGAGAGGGUAUCUUUGAUUCCUUUAAGAUUUGCCCUUCAUCCAUGAUGACCAAGUAUGAGUGAUUGACUCUUCUUUGAUUACUGUAGCUUUAACUGGCUAGUGUCCAUCUUGCCAGAUUCAUACCGGAGCUUUGUUUUUCUUUAACUCUGGAAGUGGCUUUGCUUUUAUACUGUAAUUAUGCUUCUCUUUGUACUUUUCCAGUCUUUUCUGUACUAUCAACAGAUUCCUCUGUCACCAUUAACAUCUGACUCAAGUUAUAGAGAAGUUCCACAGGUGACUUUCCAGAUUACAGUUACAUAGAUCUGAAGUUCAGUAGUGCCAGGUAGGAAUCUUUUCCUUCCUCAUUUGCUUUUUUAAGCAUGUUCUUCACAAGACAUACUCCAUAUUCUGCCAAUCCAGUCAUUGCCUGGAAGGUAUCUGAGACUGGAUGUCGCAUAAAGAAAAUCAUAAAGUUGAGCAAAUUUUUGAAAUUUCCUAUUCUUGAGCUAUGGUCAAUUUCCAGUAAUUAUAGUUCUAGGAAGUCCAUGGUGUGCAAAUAUAAAUGUAACAUGUUUGACAACUGUUGUCACUGUGGUAUCUUCAAGCGGACAUCACUACUUCCGGGAAAUUAACAUAGUAGUCUAUUAUAAUCAGAUGGUCAUGUCUUCCCAAACUGAAGGAUUCAAUUCCCACUUUGUCCCAUGGAAUCAUAAGUUGCUCAGACUGUAUCAUUGCUUAUUCAUGCUUGGCAUCCCUGUACUUUUGACACAUUCCACACCCCCAGACCAGGCCUUCAGUAUCACUCUUCAUCCAAGAUCAAAGACAACAUCUCUGCCUUUCCUUUUUUAAUUGGUCAUUCCCAGAUGUUCUUCAUGCAUAUGUUCCAAAAUUUUCUCUCUCAUCACUCCAGGAAUCAUAACCUGUAUACCCUUCAUGAGUACUCUUGAGAUCACUGAGAGUUCAUUUUUAUAUUGAGACUAUGCAAAUGGGACAGGGCAAUUUUUUCCUCCUUAACUUAUUGGUUGCAUCACUUUUUGCAAUGUUGCAUCUUUAUCCAUUUCCAUCACCAGUUCAUCCCAAAUGCCUGAAGAUACAUUGCAUGAUGCUUUAAUUAUGUUCACAGGUAUGGUUACAGUUUAUUCCAGAUCAUCAGCUUAUAGACUGUUUGACAGAGGGAAUGCUCUUGAAAGUGUGUCUGCCAUCACUGAGUUGUGUCCAGGUUGGGACUUGUAUCUAUCAUGCCUCUGCAAUUUCAGAAGUAGUCACUUGAUCCUUGGUGGUAUAUCUCCAAGUCCUUUUUUUGAAUUUUUCAGUCAGUGGUUUGAUAAAUUUUUCAAUCAGCGAUCUGUUUCUACAAUGAUCAUAUAGUAAAUCAUGGAAUUUUAUACAUUCAUAAGCCAAGCUAAAGAUCUCUUUCAAUUUCUGCCUAUAAUUUUUUUUGGCUGUGGAUACCUAGAUACAUAUGAGAUUGGCAACCAAUCAGUUCCAUGAUGCUGUAAUAGUACUACUCCCAAUCUAUCUUUUGAGGCAUCUGCGGAGAGUUUGGGGUCUUUUAAUGGGCCAAAAAAUUGUAGCACUGCUGCUGAUGUCAAUAUGUGUUUUAAAUCAUCACAUUUACUUUCAUACUCUGACAUCUAGACCCAUUGCAUGCCCUUGCUGAGAAGAUGCCUCAGAUAAGCUGUGCGAGCUGCGUACUUAGCCAUAAACUUGCUGCCAUAAUUCAACAUUGAUAGCAAUCUUUGAACUCCCUUUUUGUUGUCAAGUUUAGGCAUGUUCAGUAUGGCCUAGAUUUAUAAGUUGUUGGGUAAGAUUCCUUCUGAGGUCAGUUACUUGCCCAAAUAUGGUAUUUCUAUGGUCUUAUACUGACAUUUGUCCUUAGUCAGUUUAAGGUUGUUA
Molecule: messenger RNA, 3743 nt
Organism: Alligator sinensis (Chinese alligator)
Lineage: Eukaryota; Metazoa; Chordata; Crocodylia; Alligatoridae
Gene: PRR29
Product: proline rich 29
Exons: 6
Coding region: 36-623 (195 amino acids)
Source: RefSeq, a predicted model, not a curated record